GCGCAGAGCGGCGGAGGUUUCCGGUAGGGAACCAACAUGCUGGCCGUCCUGCCGGCGCUGCUGCUGCUGCUCAGCUCCAGGCCGGCCUGCGGCGUCUUCCAGAAGCUUUACUGCAGCUUCUCCGACAGCUGCGACUGCGACUUCAAGCCCAGCAUCAGAGACUUGGAGUGGGAUCUGUACAAGAAUGUCUUCGGUCAGCACCUGGCCCAGGACCUGGUCGCAGAGGAAGUUUCCAGGUUUCUCCUCAAUAAGAACCCGGAUCGGCCCCUGGUUCUGUCCUUCCACGGCUCCUCUGGGACCGGGAAGACGCUGGUCAGCACCAUGCUGGGGAACCACCUGUACGGCUCGGCCAUGAGCAGCCCCUUCAUCCACCAGUUCAUCCCCACGCUCCACUUCCCUUCGGCCGAGCGCGUCGCUCAAUACCGGAAGGAGCUGAAGAGCUGGGUGAAGGGAAACCUGACGGCGUGCGGGCGCUCCGUCUUCAUCUUCGAUGAGAUGGAGAAGAUGCCUGCAGGCCUCAUCGACGUCCUGGAGCCCUUCCUGGGUCCGUCCCACGUCGUGUUUCGCACCAACUACAGGAAGGCCAUCUACGUCUUCAUAAGCACCGCAGGACAGGAGGCGAUACACCGGCUGGUUCUGGAGAACCGGCUGGCUGGACGGGACAGAGACGAGAUCAAACCGUCUGACCUGCAGGACGUCGUCCAGCAGUCGGUUUACAGCAACAAAACCAGUGGGCUCUACCUGUCCAGCAUCGUCCAGCAGAACAUGGUCACUCGCUUCGUCCCCUUCCUGCCGCUGACUCGGACCCACGUGGAGCGCUGCGUCCGCGCGCAGCUCUGCCAGCGCGGCAGCUGUAACCGUAGCGACGUGGUGGAGGCGGUGGGAGGAGACGUGACCUAUGACCCCGCGGAGGGACACUACUUCUCCACCACGGGGUGCAAGGCGGUCGCUGCAAAGAUCAGCUUCUUCCUGUAAGCCGCAGCCGGACGGUUCUGGUUCCACUGGGAGGAAAACGCCUCCGAUCCGCUUUCAGGACCCAGGAUUUGAACCGACGACCCGAUGCUCAUGGGUAGCUGGAGGGAAAAGCUGUCUGAAGGCAGAAAGCAGCAGGAGGAAACAAACCGCAUCAGGGUUUGGUGGCUGCUGCCUCUUCUGGGUCUGAACCAGGAAAAAACUGAAGUUUAAAGAUUCAUUUCAGAAAAAAUCAAAAAUUCACCAGGAAAAAAAUCAGAAAUUUGAAAAUCGAUCUCAUAAAUUUUCAAUAGACAAUCUGGAAAUUUCUCACUUUGAAUAGUGAGAAAUUUGUUGGGAUUGUUUUCAGAUGAACUUCUGAAAUUUUCUGGAGAAACACUAAAGUCAAACAUUUGCUAGAAAAACAUCAGAAAUGCUGAGAUUAUGUACAAGAAACGUGGAAAUGUCUGAGUCUCAAAGGUCAAACAUUUUUUACUUUUGGAGCUCAGAAUCUUGUUCUUUCUAGAAAAUUUUUAAAAUUAAUGUCAAAAUUUCUAAUUUUUUUGGCAGACAUUUACUCUUCCUUUUUCUCCUAAUACUCCGUCGUACUUCUACCGAGGACCAAACCUGAGACGACUGUCAAAACCUACAGCUCUUAAAAAAGCUGCAGCUGCUUCAGGUCAUCAACUUAUUUUAUUAUUUAAAUUAUUUUUGCUUUGGAAAAUUGUCCGUCGGUUUUCAGACGCCUCACAGGGUUCAGUGAAGAUUUUUGAUUUCUUUGCAGAGGAACACAGACUCUAUGGCUUUAUUUUAUAAGUUAUUAUUAAACUGAAAGGGAUCAGAGAUUUUAAUGAAACUGUUUUAAUUUCAAGAUGCUUAAACCAAAAGACGGUUUUUCAGCUCAGAUUUUCACUGAUGUGCAGUGAAAUAUUGUUUUGAGAUGGAGGGAAACGAAUGAGCCAAAUAUAUUCAGAUGAAGAAAUGAGACGGCGUAUUCGGGACGUCGAAGAUAAAAUAAUAAUUUCCCAAGAAGGAGUACAAACAUUUUUUAGAUUAAUUUCUCAUAUUAACAACAAAAAACUUGGAAAUUGUCUCAUGGCCAAAAGGAAUAAGUUUGCAAAAAAUAACAAUUGUCCAUUAUUAAAGUUAUACCUUUAUAUUAUAUUAUUAAAGAUUAUAAAGUCAGGCAUUUCUGACAAAAAAAUGACAAAAGUUUUGAUUGAAAAGAUUUUUUGAUCAUUUUGAGUCUUUUUUUUUUACAAUUUUCUAACUUUCCAAAGUCAAAAAAUAUCCAACUUAUGUUGUUUUAAAUGUAUGUCUUUAGUCAUGGAAAAUUGACCACUUCUUAGUUAAGAUUUAUGAAUUUUUGACAUCAGAGAGUUUGCAUGUUUUUAUGAUAAUGGGAAGUUUUAUUAUUUUUAGUUUUUUCUUAUGUUCAAUGGCUCUAAUACUCUGUCACAACCUGAAGGGACAAAACUAACUAAAUAAAUAAACAAAUCAUUAAUUAAAUGUAAUUAAAUAUUUUUUAGAAACAAUUUAAAUGUAGUUAAAUCAUUACAAAUGCAAACUUACAAUAAUUAUUUCAUGGUGAUUUGAAACACUGUGGCUGCAGAUUGAAACAAUUAAAUGAAAUAAUUAAAUGCAUUUUUAAAAAUGUGUAUCGGCUAUCAUGAGUUUGCAUUUUAAUGAUUUAAUUAAAUAUUCAAUUGUCUACUCCAUAAACUAUGAUCUAUUUAUUUAUUUAAUUUUGCCCCUUUUGGACUUCCAUAGAAUACCUCAAGUAGGAUUCAAACGUUUAGGAGCUCAUCUCUAUUCUGCCAGCAGAGGGCAGCAAAGACCUUUUUGUGCCAAAAGUGGAAGAUGAGGUGAGGAAGAGUUUACCUGUCAGUUUUGUUCAUAUGCUUGCCCGUUCUGAUCUGUUGUGUGUGUGUGGGUGUGUGUGUGUUUCCUUCUGAUUGAACCGUUUACAGCUCAGAACUGAGUGUAGAAGGAAAUGAUUCUUCAGUGUCUUAAAUAAAUCAUCGUUUGAGAACAGAAUGUUUCCAAAGUGCGGUCCGGGGGCCAUGUUUGGUCACGCUUUGAAAUGUCAGGUGCAACAUAAAGUAUUCAUUCAGGUUUUGCUUUCAGUUUCAUUUCAUUUAUUAGUUGUAUAGAUCCAAAAGCAUCUUCGCUAAAAUGCAAAAGACAUUUUGAACUUUGCAAAAUAAAGCAAAACUGAUUCAUA
Molecule: messenger RNA, 3175 nt
Organism: Poeciliopsis prolifica (blackstripe livebearer)
Lineage: Eukaryota; Metazoa; Chordata; Actinopteri; Cyprinodontiformes; Poeciliidae
Gene: tor2a
Product: torsin family 2, member A
Exons: 5
Coding region: 37-975 (312 amino acids)
Cellular component (GO): endoplasmic reticulum lumen; nuclear envelope
Molecular function (GO): ATP hydrolysis activity; ATP binding
Source: RefSeq, a predicted model, not a curated record